Molecule: messenger RNA, 860 nt
Organism: Psylliodes chrysocephalus
Lineage: Eukaryota; Metazoa; Arthropoda; Insecta; Coleoptera; Chrysomelidae
Source: the annotation of a GenBank genome assembly
AUGGAUAAUGAAAAAAGAUUUAAAUUUGUGUGGAACCGAGAGAGUAUUAUUGCUUUAAUAGAGCUAUAUCGAACACAUUCUGUGCUUUAUAAGACUAACGAUCCUCAGUACCAUAACAAAACUAAAAGGCAAGAAUCUUUGGAGUCAAUCCGAAUGGAAUUAAAUGAAUUGAGUGAGUUUAUAUCCAGGCAGUGUCUUGAAAUAAAUGACAUUAAAGUUAAAAUACAUACUCUCAGAACCCAGUUCUUUAAAGAAUAUAAUAAAUCAAAGAACACAUCAAGUGGAGCAGGGACUAGUGAAGUAAUAAAACCAAAGCUGUGGUGUUUUGACUUAUUAAAGUUUCUGGUGGAAAGCGAGACAUUGACACAAAGUGUGUCUAAUUUAGAAGAAUCUCAGUUCGAGCAAAGUACCCAAAGCCAAAUAGAGAUUGAGUAUGAAGAUGGGACAGUAUACGAAGGAGGUAUUGAAGAUUUAUCUCAGAAUGUAACUGGUGAAACAAAUAAAUCUGAAGUGUCUGAAACAAUUAAAAUAAUUAAUGGACCUGGGCCGACGGAAGAAACCCCAAAACAUGAAAAAACUUCUAUUCAUAAAGAAGUUGCCAGGUUUAUUAGUAAAGCUACAACUAUGCUGUCAGAGAAAAAAGAAAAUGUAGCUCCAUCAGAUGAUAUUGAAGCUUUUAGCAGGUAUGAUGACUAUUUAGAUUUCAUUAAAUUUCUUUAAAAUGUUUUUAGGACCAUUGCACAUGAGCUAAGAAAAAUUAAAAAAACUGAGAUCCUAAGGGGAAUUAAAAGAAAAAUAUUUUCAGAUAUUAUGGAUGCACAGGAUGCAGACAAUUAAGGGAAUUUGAAGGUGAAUUAAGG